This is a messenger RNA of Planococcus citri (citrus mealybug), 2733 nucleotides long. Its product is annotated as zinc finger C4H2 domain-containing protein. Gene Ontology annotation, biological process: positive regulation of neuron differentiation. The coding region runs from base 1007 to 1783 and encodes 258 amino acids. The record is from RefSeq and is a predicted model, not a curated record. The transcript is spliced from 5 exons. NCBI's taxonomy places the organism in Eukaryota, Metazoa, Arthropoda, Insecta, Hemiptera, Pseudococcidae. Gene Ontology annotation, cellular component: nucleus.
CGCGGACGCGCGCGAGAUAUUCCAGCAGCGGCAUUGCCAACACACUUCUGACUAGCUUAGCACAUUGUAUAUCCGUGAGUUAUGGAAGUAACAUCGGGGCCGGCAGUACUGGAGAACAACGUUGACUUUUCGACUCCGAACCGAUAAUCGUUAUCCUUUUUUUCUCGCUCGUCAUCUCCCUUUCUCGCUCGCUGGUUCGUUCGUUCUUCGCGAACUAUACUCGUACUUGUUCGUUGUUACAAUUUUUCUCAUUUUUCCCUCAUUCGCUCGCUCACGCACUUACUCACUUAUUUACCCACUCACUUACUCACUCGCUUUCUUACCAACUAACUAACUGACUGACUGACUUUUUUUCUUCUUCAUUUUCUCUCGCUCUCAUCAUUCUGGUGACGUUCGCGUCAUCUUUCUCGUUCGGUCGUCUCACCAUCGCCAUCACCAUUUUUUUCUCCAGCUCCAGCUCCAGCUCGUCCUCGUCCUCGUGCUGGUCGUGGUUCUUUGCGACUUGUUCGCCGUAUCGUGUUCGUGUGUAACGCUGUUUGUUGUCAGCCUCAGCGUCAGCUCGACUUGGACUCGGAUCGGACUCAUUCAGAGUCAGACUACUCGUAUAGCGCGACCGUACCAUACCAUCACUCAUGUGUGCUGUGUGCUGUAUACGGCUACGAGGUACGACUACGAGCCGUGUUCAUUGAUGUGUUAACUGCUUAAACGGUGUUGUUUUACCUUAUCGAUUGACGUGUGUACGACGUACGCGUGUGUGAGUGUGUACAAUACUCGUAUUAUAAAAUAUACAUACAUGUGUGUAACGUUUUUACCAAAUUAUUCAAUUUCAUUUUUCGUUUCGUACGAUCGCCGCGCCGCUAUGCGAUAAGCGUGUAGCGUGUAGCGUAUGUAAGCAUAGUCGUCGCGUAGGUAUUCAUCUCCCUGUAAUAUCUAUCUGUAUCUUUUUCGUGUUUUUCAUCAAUUUUUUUUGUAUCGCGCGAAAAAUCGCGCAUUUUCACUCGCCAGCAUGUCCGUUCAAAACGGAAUGGUUUUAUCAAAACUGGAAGCGAUUAAAGAAAUCAGAAUAAAAACUUUGCAACUAGAAGAACUGAAAAAUAAAAUUUUACACGAAGUCGAAGUCAGCGAUCAAGAAGAAAAGUGCCUAACCGAGUACAAGCAAGAAAUGGAUCUCCUAUUGCAAGAUAAAAUGUCACAUGUGGAAGAACUACGCCAAAUACAUUCCGAUAUAAAUGCAAUGGAAAAUGUCAUUAAAAAAGCCGAAGAAGCGAGAAAUACUUCGCUGGAAAGAGCAAAACGAAUUCACGAAGAAUAUCAACCUUUAAAAUUCGAAUUAGACAGACUGCGGCAAGAUAUUCUAGGAUUAGAAAGGCUACCGGAAUUACACGAAGAAGAAAAGGAUUUAAAACCCGAGUUAUUUGCCGGAGGCUACUUCGAAAGGCCUUUCAAAUGUCCAGAAUGGUACCCACCAGUCUGCGAGUCUGUGAUGAUGGCGAGUUUCUCACAAGCGGCUCACGUGCACGCUUUUCAACCACCUACGACAUCAUUCUUACCACAUGUACCGCAUCCUUUACAUUUAUUGCCGACUACCAGUAAAUUGCCAGAAACCAGACCUGUGCCACCGGCGCCAUUGCCAGGCCCACCGCCCACUUUCAGGCAACAACCACCGCCGAUGAAAUCUUGUUUAUCGUGCCAUCAACAGAUCCACCGGAAUGCUCCUAUUUGCCCACUUUGCAAAGCGAAAUCAAGAAGCAGAAAUCCAAAGAAGCCCAAGAAAAAGGAAUAAUCGACUCGGAGUUGGCGUUCAGCAAUACGCUAGUAAAUCCUUAAAUUUCCUACGCGUUCGCUGGUGAUUUACCGAUUACCUAACACCGAUUAUUAGGUUUACCUUCGUUCGUUUAUAAUUGCCAAAUGGCAAAUGCCAACGAAAUCAUUCGGUGAUCUCAUAAAAUUAUUGUUAAAUUUGCCGCACGUCCACGUCUGUUUUUUCGAAAUCGAAACCGAAUUCGACGAUGUAGCGUUGUAAACAAGCGCUGUAGUAUGAACUCGAUAUCGCAUCGGUACGAUUAGUAAAGUGAUUACAAAGCGAAUUAGCGUACCGUACCUCGCGUUUUCAAAAUACUCAUAGAAUACGGAAAGGGAUCGCAGUUCAUUACCAUAAUUAAGCGAGCGUAUUUCUCGAAAUUUCCAACACAGUCGACCUACUCGUACAUAACUUUUCUUUCUUCUUCGGUACCUCGUACUCGUAGUAGGCGCUCCGCCGCCAUUAUAGUCAAGUUAACGUAAUCAAAGCUCAAACAAUUUAGACAGUAUUUGAUUCAUACCGAAUGCGAUUAAAAACAAAACGUAUUACUCGUAAAAAUGUUGAGAAAGUUGAAACACUUCGACACUACGAAACAGCUACCAUCGGUACAGUUGGGCGAGCUGACGAUUCCACAAAGUCGCCGUCUUUGUCUUCGUAGUCUUUGAGAAUAAAGUCGAUCAACGGUUUUAUGGUUAGAUUGCAUUCGGCAUCGGGCAUUUAUAUUGCCAAGCGUCUAGCGAAUUGUGAGCAAACGUCAACGUAAAAGCUAACAAAAACAAUAUUGCUUUCUGUUUCUACCGCGUUGUAAUUUGUAAAUAACUCCAAAAAUGAUUGUAUACGGAUUUUUUCAUUAUAUGAUAGCUAUACUGUUUUCAUUAUAAACGAUAAUUCAUAUUUAUAAAUAAAUAAUGAGUGUUUUCUUUACUAUUUUA